AGCGCGGCGGAAGGAGGGCGAGACUUGGCGGAAAGAGGGAAGGAGCGUCUCGGCUGCGGCUGCGGCGGCGUUCGGGCCAUGGGCAAGAAGCACAAGAAGCACAGGGGGGAGAAGUACCCGUAUGAAGAAUAUGUAGAAAAGCCCUUAAAGCUGGUUUUAAAGGUGGGAGGAAAUGAAGUCACGGAACUUUCCACUCAGAGCUCAGUACAUGAUUCAGCCCUAUAUGAAGACAAAAAUGACCAUGAAAAACACAAAGACAAGAAAAGGAAGAAGAGGAAAAAAGCAGAAAAGCAAGUUCCUGGAGAAGAAAAGGAAAAAAGAAAGAGAAAAGGAAAGGAUGAUAAAAAGAAGCGAGAUAGGGAUCGUGGUGAAAGUGAAGGAGAAAGAGAACUGAAAUGUCAGAGUCCCCUAAGGCUAGACUUGCCACCUGAAAAACCAUUGGCAAGCAGUUUGGCAAAACAAGAAGAAGUGGAACAGACACCACUUCAAGAAGCAUUGAACCAACUUGUGAGGCAGCUGCAAAGAAAGGAUCCAAAUGCUUUCUUUUCAUUUCCUGUGACUGACUUUAUUGCUCCUGGCUACUCCAUGAUCAUUAAACGCCCAAUGGAUUUUAGUACCAUGAAAGAGAAGAUCAAGAACAAUGGUUACCAGUCCAUAGAAGAACUAAAGGAAAACUUCAAACUGAUGUGUACUAAUGCCAUGGUCUAUAACAAACCAGAGACCAUUUAUUACAAGGCUGCUAAAAAACUGUUGCAUUCAGGAAUGAAAAUACUCAGCCAGGAAAGAAUCCAGAGCUUGAAACAAAGCAUUGACUUCAUGGCAGACCUUCAGAAGAGCAGGAAGCAUAAAGAUAAAACAGGUCUCCAGUCAGGUGAAGAUGAUGAUGGCUUUGGGAAAGAUGCAGACUCCAUGGACAUAGACCUCAGAGCCUUUAAAACACCUAGCAAAGAACUCAAGAAAAAAGAGAAAGAGCUACUUGAAGAAAAAAUAAGGAAUAGUAAUUUAGAGAGGGAACAAGAACUGAUUGAACAUAUCAUCAGAGAAUCAGGAGGAAAGUUAACAAAAAGACCUGCUAAUGCUCAGUGUGAGUUUGAAAGAAGAAAACCUGAUGGCACAACCACCCUGGGACUUCUUAAUCCAGCAGAAAAUAACACAGGGGUGGUAGAACUAGGACAUGGCUCUGCAAAGUUGGGUGUCACAGCUGGAAGACUGCAGUCAGGUGUAAAUAUGUUACAAGGGUUCAAAGAAGACAAAAGAAACAAAGUUACUCCUGUGAUGUACUUGAACUACGGGCCCUUUAGCUCUUAUGCUCCAGCUUAUGACUCCACAUUUGCAAAUAUCAGCAAGGAUGAUUCUGAUUUAAUCUAUUCCACCUAUGGGGAAGAUUCUAAUCAAGGGAAUUUUAACAUCAAUGAGUUCCUGGCAAAAUCUCAAGACUACCCAUACGUAAUGGUGGACAGUUUGUUGGAUGUUUUGACCCAAGGAAGGCAUUCUCUCUCACUCAGAGAACUUGAAAAGUUGCAGCCAGCAGAAGAAGCUGAAUGUCUGUGUGAAAAGCCUGCUACAAGCAAGGAUGUGGAGAUUCUGGAAACAGCUCUACCCAGUAGGUUUGACUCCUCUCUUAGUAAGGAGAGGCUGACAGCACUGAGAGCAGUAACCAAUUUUGGAAUGCCUGUGGAGGAGUUUGACUCAGAAGAAGCAGAGGUCUUCCAGAAAAAACUUGACGAAACCACAAAAUUGCUUCAGGAGCUUCAAGACGCUCAGAAUGAACGACUAAGUACGAAACCACCUCCGAACAUGAUCUGCCUUUUGGGCCCAUCUUACAAAGAGAUGCACUUGGCGGAGAGAGUGACGAGUAAUCUAAAAGAGCUUGCACAACAAGUGGCUCCAGGAGAUAUUGUGAGCACAUAUGGAAUCCGUAAAGCGAUGGGCAUUUCAGUUCCUUUACCAGAUGCCAUGGACAGCUUUGUUGACUUAACAGAUGAAGCAGAGGAACCGCCAAAAGCUCCUGUUCGCAUUGGAAAUGAAUGUGAACCAGUUGCUGGUACAUGAUGCAUUGUAAUGUUUAAACUGGUUUUUAAGUCUUUCCUUUUUUUAAAGAUUUGCCCCAGUGCAUGCAUGGGCACUUUGUAUACUUGUGUUAUAUUUGCAUUCUUAAUAAAAACUUUAAAACCAAA
This is a messenger RNA of Lacerta agilis (Sand lizard), 2177 nucleotides long. It is a transcript of the gene BRD7, whose product is annotated as bromodomain containing 7. Gene Ontology annotation, cellular component: nucleus. The record is from RefSeq and is a predicted model, not a curated record. The coding region runs from base 79 to 2052 and encodes 657 amino acids. NCBI's taxonomy places the organism in Eukaryota, Metazoa, Chordata, Lepidosauria, Squamata, Lacertidae. The transcript has 17 exons. Gene Ontology annotation, biological process: regulation of transcription by RNA polymerase II.